Sitophilus oryzae (rice weevil) is the source of this 508-nucleotide messenger RNA. RefSeq lists its product as uncharacterized. The coding region runs from base 73 to 456 and encodes 127 amino acids. Lineage: Eukaryota; Metazoa; Arthropoda; Insecta; Coleoptera; Curculionidae. The transcript is spliced from 2 exons. The record is from RefSeq and is a predicted model, not a curated record.
UUAGUAUUUUAAACCAAGGCAUCCAUUUUUUUUAAAGAAGAAAAGUUAAAGUAAUAAAGCAAGAGCACAAAUAUGACAGUAAAAUUUUUUAGUUUGACGAUUAUUGUAUUUGCUACGAUUGUAUGUGCUUCUUCAUCAUCAUUAACCGAAGAAAAGGUAGAAAAUGUAUAUGGUCCAAGUAUAACAGACGGAAAUUGUACUAGUACACCAGCUAAUGAGUUGGUUUAUACUGAUCACAUUGAGAAAAGAUUCAUUCCAUUUUACGAAAGGAGUGAGACAUCGAUUUACUAUGGUGACAAGAUAAUAUACUGCAUUAAAGUGAAAAAUCUAAGAACUUCGAAUGUAGGACAUGCUAAAAUCAUUGGAGGUGGUGUCGAACAUCCUUUUGCUAGGAUUUAUACCGAAUCUGCUAGAAGUCAUGGUAUGGAUUUUAAAAUUUACAUUUAUGCCAAAUAGGCAAUACAGUUUUCUUGUUGUAUCCAAUAUUUAAUAAAAUAACUAUUUAUGA